UCGCCUGCAAGAUCGUUGGAAAAUCGUUAGAUAUUAUGGAUUCGAGGAGGAAGAUGGGAAAACGAGAAAAUUUCCAACUGGCUGAUAAGAUCGACGAAUGAAGACACGAAGAAGCGCGAAGGAGAAAAGAUUGAUCGUUGAUUCGUUCGAAAUCGUUGGGUAUAGCGUUAUGAACUGUAAGAGGAAGAUGACGAAAGAAGAAAAGUUGGAAGAGAUGGAUAAAAGCGAUAGAAGAAAAUCUCGAAAAACGUGAAGAAAGAGAGAUUCGUUUGAGAACGUUAGAUAUUUUAUUACGAACUCGAAGCGGAAGAUGGAGAAACGAGAAAACUUCAAAGAGACCGACGAAACGGACGAUUGAGACUUAAGAAAAAUCUGAAGAAGAAUACGAUGAUACGAUUCUUCGGAAGGUAAUUCGCUUAAGAUUCACCGAAUGGUUAACAGGGGCGAUUGAACUUUCAAUGGACCAGCUGGCUUAAAUACCAACGCGAUAAUAAACGACAACUUUCUCGAAGCAGGUUUCAGCGCAACGAUGACGAACAGAAGAGUUGAUUGUGCGACGAAAAUUCAGAAAGGCGACCGGUGCGUCAGGAUAUUGUCAACCGAUGCGUAGCUCGGUUCUUUCGCUGUUUGGCAGAUCGGAAGAACCAUGGGCAAUGGAUCGUCCUGCUGUCCGCAUCGCAAGAAGAUGUCGGAGUUCCCAGUGGAGGGAGGGGAAAACGGUGACAUGCACACUGUUAUGGAGAAUUUUCAAAAAAAGAACAACAUGGUGAGCGGAAGGAGCCACGUUACCCAUCAUCCACAGGUCACUUCGUCGUCACAGAUGCUGACGACGAACCAGAGCCAGAGCAGCAGCAGCAGUUCGAGCAGGGUGGCCAAAUCCUCGCAGAGGAUUCUUACCUCGUCUUCAUCGAGUGAGAUGAAAGCAAGCUCCAUGAAGAGCGACCUAAGAGAACUUCAACGCGGCAUAUCCGAAAUGAAGAACAAUAUUUCCACGAACUUUUCACAACGAUUGCGAAACAGCAUGGAGAACCUCGUGGAUAGAGAUGGAAACGGGACGGAGGAAGGUGACUUGACGGAGCCACUGGUGACGUUUCCGGAUCCAGACACUCCACCACCCGCCACGGGAACAGUUACGUUAACAGGAGGUUCACCCUCGCAAUUGAGCUCUCUGAACUCACUGAAUAAUCUUCACAAUAUGAGUCCACCGAUCAGCAUGUCGAAUAUUUCGAAUAUGACGAACCUACCUGCUGGACAGGAGACGAUGAAAUUCGAACAGAAAAAGAUGACAAGUGCUUCCAAGACGAAGGUUGUUACGGACGGCUUUAGCGCUGAAAAGGCGACGGCAAAUAGCGCCGAGAUGAGAGCUUUACAAGCUGGCGACGUCUCGUACAAGGAGCAAAGCGCCGCGACGGCGGCCAGGGCGCGCGUCGAACUCGAUGGCGUCUCCGCUGAGAAGAGCGUCGCCGCUGCAAGGGAACAGAGAAGCUUAAAAGCUGGCGACCUGUCGCACCAGGAAAGCAAUAACAUGGCUGCAUCCACGAUGAAGCUACAGAGCGAUUCAUUCAGUUCGGAGAAAAAAGCUAUGGCAGCACAACAACAAAGACAAACGGUCACUUCAACCGGGAUCUUCAACCACGAGAAACACAUUUCUGCAGCAAGUUCGCAGUCAAGUAUCACAAUCGCGAAAGGAGUCACCUCAAAAUCUUCAAUGAUCAGCGCAGCGAGUGCAGUGAAUCAAUUGAUGAACGGCAUGAGGCCGGCUGAAGACGAACUUCUUUCUCUACCUCUGGACGAUCUAGACCUUCUAUGCUCAAAAUCGAAUCCCCAGGACGUCGAUCGAGCCAUCGCCAAAUACUCUAAUUUCCUAGACAAUUUCGUGGAACGUCUAAAAGCCAACGAUUGUAAAAGUGGCAAGGCACCGUUGUUAUUAGACAGAGUGAACGAAAUCAUUAGAAAAGCGUGGGCAGUACCUACUCAUGGUCACGAAUUAGGUUACACCCUAUGUAACACCCUUAGAACGAGAGGUGGUCUUGAUUUAUUAAUGUCCAACUGUAUAGCCAGCGAUAAUGAACUACAGUUUUCUUCGGCCAGAUUAUUAGAACAGUGUCUGACCACAGAGAACAGGGCACACGUAGUGGAACACGGUUUAGAGAAGGUUGUGAACGUUGCCUGUGUAUGCACAAAAAAUGCUAAUUCGGUGGAUCAUUCGAGAGUAGGCACUGGAAUCUUGGAACACCUGUUUAAACAUAGCGAAGGGACCUGCAGCGAUGUGAUCAGGCUAGGUGGUCUAGAUGCUGUUCUAUUCGAAUGUAGAAAGAACGACAUUGAAACGUUGAGACACUGUGCUGGUGCUCUCGCCAAUCUGUCUCUAUAUGGUGGUGCAGAAAAUCAGGAAGCCAUGAUCAAGAGAAAAGUGCCUAUGUGGCUGUUUCCACUAGCUUUCCACAAUGACGACAACAUUAAGUACUAUGCUUGUCUGGCAAUUGCUGUAUUAGUAGCCAAUAAGGAAAUAGAAGCUGCAGUGUUAAAGUCUGGUACACUGGAUCUAGUUGAACCAUUUGUAACCUCACAUAAUCCCUAUGAAUUCGCCAAGUCGAAUCUAGCACAUGCACAUGGUCAGAGUAAAAAUUGGCUUGAGAGGCUGGUACCGGUACUAAGCUCAAAAAGAGAGGAAGCUAGGAAUCUGGCAGCUUUCCAUUUCUGUAUGGAGGCUGGCAUCAAGAAACAGCAGGGCAACACGGAGAUCUUCCGUGCGAUAGGAGCCAUUGAACCGUUAAAGAAAGUAGCUAGUUGUCCUAAUGCAAUUGCUUCCAAGUACGCGGCGCAGGCAUUACGUUUAAUUGGGGAGGAGAUUCCUCAUAAACUCAGCCAACAGGUACCUCUCUGGUCUACAGAAGAUGUCAGAGAGUGGGUGAAACAGAUUGGAUUCGCGGAAUGUGCACAGAACUUUGUGGAAAGUAGAGUGGAUGGUGAUUUAUUGUUACAGCUGACAGAAGAGAAUCUCAAAGAAGAUAUUGGUUUAACAAAUGGUAUCAGGAGGAGAAGGUUUACCAGAGAAUUGCAGAAUUUAAAGAAGAUGGCUGAUUAUAGCAGUAGAGACACGGGAAAUUUAAAUAGUUUCUUGCAAUCAAUUGGUCAGGAGUUCUCAAUCUACACAUACAGUAUGCUUAAUGCUGGCGUUGACAAAGACUCCAUCAGGAAUUUGUCUGAAGAUCAGUUACUGACAGAGUGUGGCAUCGCGAAUAGCAUCCAUAGGUUGAGGAUAUUAGAUGCUAUUAAGAAUAUGCAGCACAAUCAGUUGGGUUCUUCGGAGGAUGAAUCACCAGAUAAAUCCUUGGACGUGUUUGUUAGUUAUAGAAGAUCAAAUGGAUCCCAGUUAGCCAGUUUAUUGAAAGUCCACUUGCAACUGAGAGGCUUCUCUGUGUUCAUUGAUGUUGAAAGGUUAGAAGCCGGCAAAUUCGACAAUAACCUGCUGCAAAGCAUCAGGCAGGCAAAACACUUCCUCCUUGUGCUGACGCCCAAGGCUUUGGAAAGGUGUAUACAGGACAGUGAAUGCAAAGACUGGGUUCAUAGGGAGAUUGUAGCAGCUCUACAAUCACAAUGUAAUAUAAUUCCUAUCAUAGACAACUUCCAGUGGCCAGAGCCUGAAGAACUCCCUGAAGAUAUGCGAGCAGUUUGUCAUUUCAAUGGUGUACGAUGGAUCCAUGAUUACCAAGAUGCCUGCGUAGACAAACUAGAAAGGUUUAUGCGAGGCGAAAUACCAGUCAGAUCAGAUAUCCCAAGAAGCAUCGCGCCCAAGGACGUGACGCAACCAAACACACCGGGUAACACAACUAUAAGACAGCCACCGAACUAUCAACGUAUGCACAGUAAUGAAAGCAGGGGCAGUGACAAAGACUCGACAGGAGGGCGAGAUUGACUAGAGGGCCCGCCCACAGCCAUACCGAGCAGCCAGGAUUAACAAUCACGCUAAAGACAAUCAAUCACGUCUAGGCUUAGAAAAUCGUCAAGUCCGUCCCGUUGGUUAAUGGGUUUACCGCCUACGU
Molecule: messenger RNA, 4046 nt
Organism: Bombus impatiens (common eastern bumble bee)
Lineage: Eukaryota; Metazoa; Arthropoda; Insecta; Hymenoptera; Apidae
Gene: Sarm
Product: sterile alpha and TIR motif-containing protein 1
Exons: 11
Coding region: 647-3919 (1090 amino acids)
Biological process (GO): negative regulation of MyD88-independent toll-like receptor signaling pathway; response to axon injury; signal transduction
Cellular component (GO): dendrite
Molecular function (GO): protein binding; signaling adaptor activity; NAD+ nucleosidase activity
Source: RefSeq, a predicted model, not a curated record